CUUUCCAGAGUCUUCCACAAUUACAGGAUCCAAGCACAGGAUCGUGGCCUGCCUAUGACUCCAGUCUUGUGCCAGUGCCUGCCCAGAAUCCUCAGCUGCCAAGUGGUCCAAGCACUGGUCCAGCAUCCGUCAUGAGCCCUGACCUGACAAGUAGUCCAAGUGAUGUGCUCUUGACUUCACCUCAGGCCUCGCUUUGGAGUCUAGGUCAGACUUCUGCUCAGUCUCCAGGACUGUCUUCUGCUCAAGCACCUAAUCCCAUGCUGUAUCCAGAUCCUCUGAAGCCCCCCCAAUUGCAAGUCCAUUUACCCACUGAACCCUUAAAGAAGUUACUGUGGCGGUUUCCCAAAGCUCCAGAAAGGCCUAAGCAAUUUCCGGUGCAGUUUAACUUGCGGCAGCCUACCCCAGUCAACAGUGUGGCUGCUGCAUGUGGGGAGAGUAUGGUGCAUGUGGAGGUGAAGCAAGAUUUCUUUGGAAAUGGUAUGCUCGUAAACCCUAGUUCUCUGACGCUUGGAGGCUGUGCAGCAUCAGGACUGGACUCUGCAGCCCGAGUGCUCAUCUUUAACUCUGAACUCCAGGCUUGUGGUAGUGUACUAACGAUGACGGAAGAUUACCUUAUCUACAGCUUUCACCUCCUCUACCGCUCUGAACCUCUGGUUGGUACUUCAAUUGUCCGAACAGGAAGAGUCAAUGUUCAGAUUGAUUGUCACUACUCAAGGAAGCACAAUGUGAGCAGUAUUGCUGUGUCCCCUACAUGGGUGCCGUAUUCCUCUACAGUGGCAGCGGAAGAGCAUUUGGUCUUCACCAUGAAGCUCAUGACUGAUGACUGGCAGUAUGAGAGACCAUCGAAUCAAUACUUCCUUGGCGAGGUCAUGAAGAUUGAGGCAUCUUUGACACAGUUUAACCAUGUACCUCUCCGUGUAUUUGUGGACCACUGUGUGGCAACUGCAGUUCCUGACAUUAAUGCUGUUCCCAGAUACACAUUUAUUGAGAACCAUGGAUGCUUGGUUGAUGCCAAGAUAACGGGCUCCAACUCUGAAUUUAUGAAACGGGUUCAAGAUGAUAAGCUGCAGUUUCAGUUGGAAGUGUUCAGAUUUGAACAAACCAACAGUAGUAUGCUGUACAUCACAUGUUUCCUGAAAGCCUCUACAACUUUACGGAAGACUGAUGCUGAACACAAGGCUUGCUCCUUUGAGACCAAUGGGUGGGCUGCUGCAGAUGGUAAUGACCAGGAUUGUAACUGUUGUGAUGGAGAAUGUGUCUCCAGGAAGGCGAGAAGUGUGCCCACUGAUGAAGAUCAGUAUUUUGAAACGGAAGUCUCUUUGGGCCCCAUCUUGGUUGAGGAUGAUGACCACUUGUUGCAAUGAGUCAAUAGUGUUUCUUAAAAUUUUUAUAAAUAAAUAUGGGGAAAUUUGAA
Messenger RNA from Astyanax mexicanus (Mexican tetra), 1414 nucleotides. RefSeq names its product zona pellucida sperm-binding protein 3-like. The transcript has 8 exons. Gene Ontology annotation, cellular component: extracellular matrix. Bases 132 to 1364 code for a protein of 410 amino acids. Gene Ontology annotation, molecular function: acrosin binding. The record is from RefSeq and is a predicted model, not a curated record. Gene Ontology annotation, biological process: binding of sperm to zona pellucida; egg coat formation; positive regulation of acrosome reaction. NCBI's taxonomy places the organism in Eukaryota, Metazoa, Chordata, Actinopteri, Characiformes, Acestrorhamphidae.